GCCGCGGACUACGACUCCCGCCAGGCGCCGCGGCGCAGCGCAUGAGCCCUGCUCGGCUCCGGCGCGUCUAUUAUGCUGCCGGGGCCGGCGAGCCAAAGAGGAGCCGGCCGCGCGGGCCGGGAGGGGACGGCCGCAGGAGCCGCCGAGGCCAAGUGCUGCCUGACUGGGCCCAGACAUGGGAUGUCGCACCUCGGCGGGGAGCACAGAGGAAGCCAGGGCCUCGCCGAGCUGCUGCCGUGACGGCCAGUGAGCGAGCAGCCGGAGGAUGUCCACCACGACAACGGUCGCCCCUGCGGGGAUCCCGGCGGUCCCGGGCCCCGUGAACCCGCCCCCGCCGGAGGUCUCCAACCCCUCCAAGCCCGGCCGCAAGACCAACCAGCUGCAGUACAUGCAGAACGUGGUGGUGAAGACGCUCUGGAAACACCAGUUCGCUUGGCCCUUCUACCAGCCCGUGGACGCCAUCAAGCUGAACCUGCCCGAUUAUCAUAAGAUAAUAAAAAACCCAAUGGAUAUGGGAACUAUUAAGAAGAGACUGGAGAAUAAUUAUUAUUGGAGCGCGAGUGAAUGUAUGCAGGACUUCAACACCAUGUUUACAAAUUGUUAUAUUUAUAACAAGCCCACAGAUGACAUAGUGCUCAUGGCCCAAGCCUUAGAGAAAAUUUUUCUGCAGAAAGUGGCCCAGAUGCCCCAGGAGGAAGUUGAGUUAUUACCCCCUGCUCCAAAGGGCAAAGGCCGGAAACCAGCUUCGGGAACCCAGAGUGCAGGUACGCAGCAAGUGGCGGCCGUGUCCUCUGUCUCCCCGGCAACCCCCUUCCAGAGCGUCCCCCCCACGGUCUCCCAGACGCCCGUCAUUGCUGCCACCCCUGUGCCAACCAUCACUGCAAACGUUACGUCGGCCCCUGUCCCCCCGGCUGCCGCCCCGCCCCCUCCCGCGACGCCCAUCAUCCCCGUGGUCCCUCCCACGCCGCCCGUUGUCAAGAAGAAGGGCGUGAAGCGGAAAGCAGACACUACCACGCCCACGACGUCCGCCAUCACCGCCAGCCGCAGCGAGUCACCCCCGCCGCUGGCGGACCCCAAGCAGGCCAAGGUGGUGGCACGGCGGGAGAGCGGGGGCCGCCCCAUCAAGCCGCCCAAGAAGGACCUGGAGGACGGCGAGGUGCCCCAGCACGCGGGCAAGAAGGGCCGGCUCUCGGAGCACCUGCGGCACUGCGACAGCAUCCUCAAGGAGAUGCUGUCCAAGAAGCACGCGGCCUACGCCUGGCCCUUCUACAAGCCGGUGGACGCCGAGGCCCUGGAGCUGCACGACUACCACGACAUCAUCAAGCACCCGAUGGACCUGAGCACCGUCAAGAAGAAGAUGGACAGCCGUGAGUACCCAGACGCACAGGGCUUUGCAGCCGACAUCCGGUUGAUGUUCUCCAACUGUUACAAGUACAACCCCCCCGACCACGAGGUGGUGGCCAUGGCCAGGAAGCUGCAGGACGUGUUUGAGAUGCGGUUUGCCAAGAUGCCGGACGAGCCGGUGGAGGCGCCCACGCUGCCCGUGCCCGCGGCCCCUGUGGUCAGCAAGGGCGUGGAGAGCAGCCGCAGCAGCGAGGAGAGCUCCACGGACUCAGGCAGCUCGGACUCGGAGGAGGAGCGGGCCACGCGGCUGGCGGAGCUGCAGGAGCAGCUGAAGGCUGUGCACGAGCAGCUGGCCGCCCUGUCUCAGGCCCCAGUGAACAAGCCAAAGAGGAAGAAGGAGAAGAAGGAAAAGAAGAAGAAGGACAAGGACAAGGAGAGGCACAAGGCCAAGUCCGAGGAGGACAAGAAGGCCAAGGUGGCCCCGCCUGCCAAGCAGGCCCAGCAGAAGAAGGCUCCCGCCAAGAAGGCCAACAGCGCAACUGUGGCUGGCAGACAGCCGAAGAAGGGCGGCAAGCAGGCGUCGGCCUCCUAUGACUCGGAGGAGGAGGAGGAGGGGCUGCCCAUGAGCUACGAUGAGAAGCGCCAGCUCAGCCUGGACAUCAACCGGCUGCCGGGGGAGAAGCUGGGCCGCGUGGUGCACAUCAUCCAGUCGCGGGAGCCCUCGCUCAGGGACUCCAACCCCGACGAGAUAGAGAUUGACUUUGAGACGCUAAAACCCACCACUUUGCGGGAGCUAGAGAGAUACGUCAAGUCUUGUUUACAGAAAAAGCAAAGGAAGCCAUUCUCCACGAGCGGGAAGAAGCAGGCGGCCAAGUCGAAGGAGGAGUUGGCUCAGGAGAAGAAGAAGGAGCUCGAGAGGCGGCUGCAGGAUGUCAGCGGGCAGCUGGGCAACAGCAAGAAGCCUGCCAAGAGAGAGAAGUCAGGCUCCGCGCCCUCGGGAGGGCCCUCCCGGCUCAGCAGCAGCAGCUCGUCUGAGUCCGGGAGCAGCAGCUCCAGCGGAUCCAGCUCCGACAGCAGCGACUCGGAAUAAACUCUGGGCUCUCACGGGACGGAACAAAACCAGUGGACGUCGCCCACGCCGAAACUCUGCAGUGUUCCCUUCUAUGGUUAAUAUACUAUUUUCGUUCCAUGGUGUGCAGGUUCUCUUUUUAAUUCAGUGUUAUGGUAUCUUCCAGUUUUGGCUUUAAUAGGUCAAAGAUCUUUCCGUGUGUGUCCAUUAGACUUUAUGAGAAGCUGUGAAUCUGCAUAACGCCUUUCCUUCGUAACUGAAUUCAGUCUCUUGGAGAUGACAACUUCAAACGCUAACCUGAUGACCGUAGAAAAACACGUAAGGUGUGAUCCGGAGGUUCAUGCAAAAUCCCUUUUCUUAACGCCCGACCCGGUCUGUAGCUCCAGCGAGAAUUUCUCCAAAGGAGAUGUCUCGGAAAUGGUACCGUAUGUGAAAGCUGCCAGCUUUGCGAACAGGCGUUUGUCUUUGUCUUUGUGGGCCUGGGCUCUGACCCGCACGUCCGAGGGGGUCACCUCUUUCUGCAGGGGCUGAGGACAGCCAUGCCUGCCCCUGCCGUGAGGGCCAGGGCUGGGCCCAAGCGGGGAGGUGUCAUCGUCACUGCAGCCAGAGCUCCCACGGGUGGCGGACCGGCGAGGGUGGGCGUGGAAGGGAGCCGAGUUUUUCUGAUCUCUGUGACGUUGGGAGCUCCCGGGAGGGAACACGGUGGCUGCAUGUGCAACGCGUGGGUUCCCAAACACUGAAACUUUUACCUCAACUUAAAAAAAAAAAAAGAAAAAAAAAAAGAAGAAAAGAGUAAAAAAAAAAAAAAAUACAGGAGACUUUUUUGUAAGGUUCAGCAGUUUUCUACGAAAGGCCAGCCCCCACGUGCGUCCCCAGCCCGGCCGCUGCCACGCACUCCGGAACCAUUGUCCCAGUUUCAUGUAUAUAUGAAUACUUUAUUUAUUAAGAUCAUUGGUCAUUUUUUUUUAAAAAAAAAGGAAAGAAAAACAAAACUGUAAAAGAAACACAUUAAAAAAAAAAAAAGUGGCAGAGACGCAGGCCUUUUAAAUGGUUUGAAGGGGAGCCCCAGACCCUGCUGGCCAGCGGGCCUCUCACCUCCAGGUGCUACAGCCUGCUGUCCCCGUCCCGGUGCUCAAUCACGUCUGUGUGCGCUUGCUCUCCUCUCGGGGCUGCUGGGGGUUUUGUUCUUGUUCUUUUCCAUGUGUGUAUGAAAUUUGGAGACUUACAGGUGUAGACGACUUCCAGCUGCAGCACAUUCUGAUUUUUUAUUUCGUUUGUUUAGUUCUUUUGUAUUCACUUCUGGUCUCUCUUAGGACUGUUUUAAAAGACUUCAAUUUAGGGAACCCCAGUUAUAUAAUAUAAACUUUGUAAUCUGAGAGAAGAAAAAUGUAUAGUAAAUCUAAGUCUUGAUUUUUAACUUUCUAUUGUAAAAAAUAAUAAUAAUAAUAUACAGAGUUUAACAGAA
This is a messenger RNA of Lagenorhynchus albirostris (white-beaked dolphin), 3878 nucleotides long. It is a transcript of the gene BRD3, whose product is annotated as bromodomain containing 3. The record is from RefSeq and is a predicted model, not a curated record. The coding region runs from base 266 to 2434 and encodes 722 amino acids. NCBI's taxonomy places the organism in Eukaryota, Metazoa, Chordata, Mammalia, Artiodactyla, Delphinidae. Gene Ontology annotation, cellular component: nucleus; chromatin. Gene Ontology annotation, biological process: regulation of DNA-templated transcription; chromatin remodeling. The transcript is spliced from 12 exons.